Molecule: messenger RNA, 6334 nt
Organism: Chroicocephalus ridibundus (black-headed gull)
Lineage: Eukaryota; Metazoa; Chordata; Aves; Charadriiformes; Laridae
Gene: PTP4A3
Product: protein tyrosine phosphatase 4A3
Exons: 6
Coding region: 903-1424 (173 amino acids)
Biological process (GO): endothelial cell migration; protein dephosphorylation
Cellular component (GO): cytoplasm; nucleus
Molecular function (GO): protein tyrosine/serine/threonine phosphatase activity; protein tyrosine phosphatase activity
Source: RefSeq, a predicted model, not a curated record
AUCAGGAUGUCACCACCGAGCGGGGACAUGCCAAAUAGCAAAGUGCAGGUCCGGUGGAAAACGGAACGGUUGAAGACCAGGGGCCAAAACACCGGUUUUGGGGAAGGCAGUGGAAAAACUGAACGCAGGCUGCGCCUCUCGCAAAAAUAGCCUCCUCGGCACGGACUCAAGCUGUACUUGGAAGGGCAGGUCAUGACAGCCCCCACCAUGCCCUUCCCAGGCCUCGCUCUCCGCUGGGAUCUAUGGAGGUGCUGAGGAGCAGCUCUGAGCCCCGCAGCCCCCGCCAACCCGCCCCGUGAACCAGUGCCCGGCCGCCUCCUCCUCGCCUCCUCUCCCGCAGCAUCCCGAUCCUCCGACUCAACCAUUCAAGGCUCCCGUGCAUGGAUCGCCCCAGCGAGGGACCGCUGCCGGACGCCGCCGACGCCGCCCCGUAGGCUCCCGGCCCCCCGUGCCCCCCCCAAGUACUCCACAUACCCCGAUGGGGUAACGUGACGGGGGUCACCCUCCCGCCACCCCCCCCCAUAUGCAGAGGCCUUUCUAGAGCGCCAGGGAGGCGGCAGCCGCUCGCCGUCGCGCACACGCCCAGGACGCCGACACUACAGCAAAGGGAUUUUUAAAAAAAAAAAAAAAAAAUUAUUAUUAUUAUUAUUAUCAUUAAUAUUAUUUUUUCUGGCUUUUUCCCCCGGUGGGCUUGCGGUGUGUUGAGGAAGCCGGUCCGCUCCCACAAGCUGGGAUUAUUUGCACAACGUCUGUAUAUUGAGUUCUCGACCCUGUUUUAUUUUUAUUUUUGAAGUGCAGAGGGGCUGUUAGUUGGGUAUUUUUGUUUUCCCCUCCGCGCCACGCUUUUCUUGGGUUUUUCCCCCACCACCAUCAACACCACCUCGCCCUCCUCGCAUCCCACCAUGGCCCGGAUGAACCGCCCUGCGCCGGUGGAGGUCUGCUACAAGAACAUGCGGUUCCUCAUCACCCACAACCCCACCAACGCCACGCUCAGCACCUUCUUGGAGGACCUGAAGAAGUACGGUGCCACCACGGUGGUGCGAGUGUGCGAAGUGACCUACGACAAGACCCCCCUGGAGAAGGACGGCAUCACCGUCAUGGAUUGGCCGUUUGAUGAUGGAGCGCCUCCUCCCAGCAAGAUAGUGGAAGAUUGGCUCAACUUGUUGAAGACCAAGUUCUGCGAAGACCCCGGCUGCUGCGUGGCCGUGCACUGCGUGGCCGGCCUGGGGCGCGCUCCCGUCCUCGUCGCGCUGGCCUUGAUCGAGAGCGGGAUGAAGUACGAAGACGCCAUCCAGUUCAUCCGACAGAAGCGCAGAGGAGCCAUCAACAGCAAGCAGCUGACGUACUUGGAAAAAUACCGACCAAAGCAAAGACUCCGAUUUAAGGACCCUCAUAACCACAAGAACAAAUGCUGCAUCAUGUAACCUCAAUGACCUCUUGCCAAAAUCUGUGCACACAGACACCCGGGCACUCGCACGCAUCCCACCCCCUCACCCCCCUGCCCAGCCCCGGGCACCCCACACGCCGCCCCACUGCCGGGGCUGGGGUUGGGGGGGACAUGGAGCACCACCACCAUCUUCCAGCACCCACAGCACCGUCGUCUUGCCAGACACCUGAAAAAAGGCUGCUCUCUCCAGCUACCGAGGAGGGAAGGCAGCGCUGCCCUUUGACUCUCGGCGUUAGCAGGCAGUGAGCUCACGUGAUGGGUUCUUCAUCGCCUUCCUCCUCCUCCCCUUCCCCUCCCGUUGCACUGAGAGGGAUGGGUGGAGGGUGCCUGGUUUGGGGUGAUGCAGGCAGGGCUGUGCCAGCUGAGAAGGGAUGGGGGGAGCAGGAGGGCCGGAGCACCCCCCAGGAAAACCCAUUCCCACCUCUUCCGUAUGAAUAAGGGCUGCAGCAACAGGCACGGAGGUGGGGAUGGUGCAGUGGCCUCGAGGCAGGGGGGAAGAUGGUGAUGGCAGGGGGAGGUGAAGGGGGCUUGCAGCUUGGUGCUGGCCCUGUGGCCACGGGAAGGGCUGAGCUAAUACUCCCCAGCGCCAUUCCCUUUCUCCUGGAUCCUCUCCCACCUCACCAUCUCCCCGUUGCCUUGAUGCCGGCUGGGGUGCUGCAGGUGGGGCUCGUUGGGGGCUCACUGCAGCGAAGGCAGGGGCGCUGGGAAACUCGGGGACCGUGGUGGGGCUUUGCCGGGGUGCAGGGGCAGCACUGGGUCCCCCAAAUUGUGGGGUACUCUUAUUUAUAGCUUCCAAAUUCAAUGCACAGGGUGGUGGGUUCCUUCCCGUCGUGUCCCCAUCACCAAGCCGUGGUGCAAACCCUAACGCUGGCUGUGGUGCCCUGGGGACGCAACACGCAUCUCGGGGCACAUCCAUGUCCUCCAGCGUUGCGUUUGCUGGCCAAGGGGCUGGGCUGCAGCUUUUCUGGGGGAUUUUGGAUGCUCCUGGCAAGAGCAUGUCACCGAAUUUGGCACCUGCCUUUCCCCACAUCUGUAACACGGCACCUGGCACCCCAACCGCCCCCCCCGCCCCCGGCCCCCCCACCGCCCGGCGUGUGCCCUGGUGGGGUGGACUCAGAACUGCCCCUGAGCCAGGACAUUAAACAUCUCUCAACUUUCUGCCUUUGAACGCUUGCAGCAGCUGGAGCAGUGGGCACGCAGGGGAUAUGGGGGUGUUUUUUUUCUUUUGACGAGGAUAAGAAGAAAUUUGCUAAUUAAAGGAAAAAAAAAAAAACUUAAAAAGAAACCAAACCUGUUUGUCUUCCGCAUGUCCUCUGGCCUUUCUUUCUCCCGUCGCUGCCCAGUGGAGCCCGGGAGGUGACCCAUGGCCCCCCCAGACCGAUCCCCGGCACCAAGUCACAGCUGGCUGCCAUCCACUGUCACCAGGGCGUACGUGUGGUCCAAGGGAUGCUCCGGGUAUCCUUUGGACUUGCUGCUGCUCAUCCCCUCAGCUGCAGAGGGUCUCAGCUGUUGGGGCAAGGAGGGCUAGUCAUCCAGCAUCUUGUGGUUGUAGGCUGCCCAGCUUGAGAUGCCUUCAGUGCCCUGUGUUGUGUAUCUCCAAAGGUUUGUGUGCCUUUCAAAACAUAGACUAUCCAGAGGCAUUUGCUUCAGAGGCUUCAUCUUUUGGCAUAAGCAGUGAGGAAGGCUGGUUGGACACCUUUGGUACCUGCAGAAGGGUAGGGGACAGCUUCAACCACCACACAGGCAGAGGAGGAGCUUGGAGGUGUUUCCAACGCGCUCCUCUCCAGAUGGGAGCCACGGGUUGCAUGGCAGGGAUGGCCAUCCCAUGGGAUGGGUUGUGGUGCUGAGCGAGGUGGGGACCUUCCACACAUGGCCCCAGAGCUGUCAUACGGCACACCUCGGGCCUGUCCAAACCUCCACAUUGUGGGACAGCCCUCAGUCUCUGGAGUUUCUCCUGCCCCAUUCCAAGCUGUUGAUUCCUAUGUCUCCUGGGGAAGGUGGCAACGGUCGAAGGGUCUGUGUUGGUUGGGAAGGUUGAGAAAUUGGGCUGAUAAAAAGGCCUGAUCCUGUAUUACAGCAGUCCCACUGGAUGGGUCACCAUCCCCUUCCUGCCCAGGUGUGUCCUCUUGCUGCUAAAAUAGGUGCUGCUUCGUCCCCAGGGGCAAUAGGAGGUGGCUUGGCAUUGCGAUGGGAACAGCCUCAAUCCCUCUUAGCCAGGAGACUUCGCACCCCCAUGUGCUCCCCAGUCACAACAGGCUGUGCCAUGUCUUGCGAAGAGUUCAGGAUAAAGUGGUGGGAACUGUUGCUUUGGAGGCUUGGAGAUGUUUCUGCCCUGGCAAGAGGAGGAGAAAUGGUUUCCUCGCCCACGGUCAUGGGAGCAUCGCAUGGCAGAUUGCCCAGGGCAAGCGGUCCAGGGCUUCAGCCACGAUGCUUUUGAGUUGGGGUCAGGUUGGGAUGGGGACAGAGGGGCUUGAAUUCAGCCUCCUUUGGCCAAAAGGAACUCUUCACCUUCUCCAUGCAGGGUUUGAUGGCGGAAGCGCUCGGUGCCGAGCCCUGAUGAGAGUACGCUCAGAUCUCAGCUUGGUGGGCUUGUCUGGGGGGAAGACAGGGGCAGGCAGGCUCUGCAGUGCUCCUUCGCUUUAUGUAGCAUCAACCCAUCCACCUUAAAAACAGAGAGCUUCUAAAGUAAGCGCAGUCCUUGACCUGGUACAAUCCAUGUGGCCAAAUCCUGAGCGCCUCUGGCUGGCAGAGCAGCAUCUUGAUACUCUUCAGUUUUGUGAGUCACUGCAAAAAAAAAAGAAACAAACCCAAAACCAUGCUGCUUUAAUUGUCCUAAUUUUUUUCUUUUUCCUUUUUUUAAUGGGUGUCACCUCCCUGUCCUGGAACUUGCUGUCACCUCCCAUGUGCCACUCCAUGGACAGGACACCUCGGCAGCCCAGGAGCUGCUGUCAUUGCAUGGAGGGCUUGAACACGAUCCAAGGUUUCUCUGAGUUGGACUGCCAAACAUUUGGGAAUUUUCUGAUAUGGACUUGGGCUCCUUCCUCUGAGGUACCAGCUCCUCGGUGUUUCAGCCUAGAGGGGGUUACACAAACGUAACAAGCUGGGGAAAUUGAGGGGUCUUCCACCUGGGGCUAGGAAUCUCAAAGAGCCCAGUUCCCUCACAAAAAUCUUGGGACAGCUGGGGAAGAGGGAAGGUUGGAGCUCAGUAGACAUAUAGCACCAGAGCAAGGCCUAAGCAGGAACGGCCUCAUGGUUUGGGCUGGUUUUGGGGUCUCUCCUACGCUAAUCCUCUUUUCACCUCGGAUGCCAAGAUGUUGAAAGGAGAGCCUUAAAAAUCUGACGUAUUUGCCUAUUCUGUUACUGCUUCAGUUGUCUCCAUUGGAUCUUGGCAGAUGUCAUAGGGAGCAGAUACCCCCAUGGCUUUGGCUACAAAGCAACCACCUUAUCCUGUCCUUAUCUACAGGAGCAAAGGCAUAAACUGGGUUUUAUACCUCCUCACCUCUAUCCACCUCCUUCACUCCUCCAUGGAAACCUGUCAUCUUUCCAUAGUUUGCAGGGUCAGGGCUCCAAACUGGUAGCGAGAGCUUUGGAGACCCAAGGGAUGGUGAAGCAGAGAUGCCCUAACCAUCAAACCAAGAGCUUGUGGGCUUUGCCCAGGAAUCUCAUGGCUGAACCUGACGUGGGUUGGAUGGGGCUUUGAGCAGCCUGGUCUAGUGGGCGGUGUCCCUGCCCAUGGCAGGGGGGUUGGAACUAGAUGAUCUUUAAGGUCCCUUCCAACCCGAACCAUUCCAUGAUUCUGUGGGGGAAUAAAUCUGAGCAGGAAUUUGUAGCUGUGUCCUCUCACCGGUGGCACACACGUGCCCUCAUCUGCAUUUUGGUUCAGAGGCUGGUGUGUCCCUUGUUUGCCAGUCAGAUGGAGCGCGUGGUGGGGGCAGCGGUGGGAAGGAAGGCAACGCGGCCGUUGCAAAUGGCCAGCUCUUUAUUUCAGAAAGGUCUGGUGACACGUAUUUAAAGACUUCGCAUUUGUAAAUUCAUAUUAUGAGUCUUGCAAUAAGGCUGACACUGUGGUGCUUGGGCUGAGAGUUUCGUAUGAGGAGGUUUAUGAGUAACAGAUUUCCCGAGGAAGCAGAGAGUCUUGCUCUAUCUACAAUAGAACGAGUCGUUUUCUUUUUUUUCUUUUUUUUUUUUUUCAUUGGGUUUGUUUGUUUUUUAGUAGUCCCAGUGGGAAAGCACACAGGGAGAUUCGUGACUUCCACGCAUUUUCCAGGGUCUUAUAUCUCAUUUGCUUCCAGCGGGCCGGGUAGGUGCAGUUGGGCGGGUGGAUUUGGAUGGGAUGCUGUCUGGUGGGAGAAGAAUGUGGCUGGUUUCUUUACGCCGCAGGGGGUGACGGGCCGGCUGCGCUCCCUCUCACAGGCUCCUCCAGACAUUCCUGGUUGUUUCGCCGCGCUCGCCUUCCCUUCAGACCACCAUCUCCCAAUGAACUCUCGACUUCCCUGCUGUUUCUUUCUGUGCGGCAAAGAACUGCAUAUUUUCCUUUUUAACUCCGUGGGCAGUCGUAGUAGUAUGUAGAUUAAGCCCAGAUGACUUUUUUUUUUUGUUUUGGGUUUUUGUUUUUGUUUUUGUUUUUUUUUUGGUCUGAGCCAUAGCUAAAUUAUUAUACCCAAUGCUUUUUGUAUCAGACGGCAUCACUUUGAAUAUGCAGAUGAGGUAUAGGAUCUUGACACUUUAUAACCUUUUUAAAAAAGAAACUUGUCUGUUUACUUAUGUCUUGUGUAAAAAGGAAAAAAAAAUGUAUGCCUUUUAAUAAUCACUUUUUUUUUUUUGAGUUUUAUGAAAUUACAGUGGUUUCACUCCAGCAGCGAAAUAAAAAGCGUUCACUGUUUUGUA